UGUCACAUGACCGCGAGGACAGUAACAAAGUACAACCCUUUUUACCAUCCACCAUGAACGGCAACGGCCAACUUUUGUGUAUUGUCAUUUUAGGCGCCUGCAUAUCAAUAAUUAAUGGAGCUACUGUCCCAUCAUUAGUGUCAUCAGCUGUUGUGUCUGCAAGUAGUGGCAAUGAUACAUCUAUCGCACCAGCAGAAACGACAGUAAACCCUGGUACCGUAACAACAGGAACAGGGACAACAUUGAAUGCCCAGACAACACAACCAACAAAUCCCGGAGGUACAACACAAGUAACAACACCAUUAACACCGGCCAAGGAAACUACACAACCUCCAACCAAACCCGUUGUUUCUACAGGAACAACACCAAAUAAACCAACCACAACCAUAAAACCAGCUGAAGGACGUAAAUUUGACGGACCAUCUUUUGGUGGUGGUUUCGGUUUAGCGGCUGGCUUAGUUAUAAUAUUUGGAAUUGGAUAUUGCUGUUAUACAAGACGAAAAUCAAGUGGUGGAUAUAGCCAGUAUUAAUAAUGUAGUGAAUGCUAUAAGAUUGAAAUUAUUAACAACCAUAUGUUCUGUUUUAUAUGUGGACUUUAAAUGUUUUGAAGUUUUUAUAUCCAAAUUGAACUUCUAGAACACGGCAGUUAAAAAAGGAUCUCAUUUCGUCCACUGUUAUUCUUGUUUUGACAUGAAUACUGUAUCAAUGGAGAUUGUAUUAAUUAAAUGUUUUACGUUA
Messenger RNA from Mytilus trossulus (common blue mussel), 738 nucleotides. Its product is annotated as levansucrase-like. Lineage: Eukaryota; Metazoa; Mollusca; Bivalvia; Mytilida; Mytilidae. The coding region runs from base 54 to 530 and encodes 158 amino acids. The record is from RefSeq and is a predicted model, not a curated record. The transcript has 2 exons.